CGCGCACUUCUCUCGCCGGGCGCCUCGAGACGCCGGCUGCCGCGGGCGCGUGCGCCCAGUCCUCCAGAUAAGCACCGUCUCCACCCCCCCCCCAACUCUCUGCCGUUCCUUAUUUAGCCGUCUUGUGAGCCGGAGUCCGGCGCGCUCGCUGGGUGUCUGAGGUCUGAGGGCACACAGCAUCGGCGGUAGGAAGCAGAGUUCGUCCAGCCCCCGCUCGCUCCGCCGACGUUUCUGCUUUAUUUGGACGUGCCGGAAGCGCAGCACGCGCCUACCCGCGCUGACUGGCAGCGAGCGCGAGGCAGCGGAGUCCGGCGGCCGGCACGCGGACGAGGAAGAGCACUGACUGCGGCGGGAAGAGCAGAGCAGCAGCGAGAGAGGAGCCGCAUCGGCAGGUACCGGAGUGCCGGGCGGCGGCGGCGGCGGUGCUGUCGUCAGUGGCCAGAAUGGAAGCCCUAGUGGAGCGACUGGAGCACGCUGUGGUUCGCCUGGAGGCCGUGUCUGCCAAGAUGGAGGGUUCGGCUGAGGGCGUCAGCAACGGUGACAUCGUCAAUGGCGUCAAUGGAGGCCUUCCGCAGAGCGUGGAGGCCUUUGACCUGCUCUUGAGCGGUCCAGUGUCUGACUAUGUGGUGACGAGCCAGGCCAUCGGAGAGGAUGUGGCUGUGCACGCAAACAUGGUGAAGGAUGCUCUGCAGGUGCAGCGGACGUUUCUCAAGAUGAGCAGCACACAUAAAGAACCUGCACAGUCUGAGCUGGCAGAUCUACUGAAGCCCAUCUCAGACAACAUCCAAGAGAUCCAAAACUUCCGGGAGAAGAACCGUGGGAGCAAGAUGUUCAAUCACCUGUCUGCCGUGAGCGAGAGCAUUCCUGCCCUGGGCUGGGUGGCAGUUUGUCAAAAGCCAGGGCCGUACGUGAAGGAAAUGACAGAUGCUGCCACCUUCUACACCAACAGGGUCCUCAAGGACUACAAGGACACUGACAAGCGGCAUGUGGACUGGGUGCGGUCCUACCUGAGCAUCUGGACGGAGCUUCAGACCUACAUCAAGCAGCACCACACCACUGGCCUUGUGUGGAGCAAGACCGGUCCGAUUGUUCCAUCCUCAGAGGGUCCCUGUCCACCUCCGCCACCUCCUCCUCCUGGACCUCCCCCGGUCUUUGCCGAUGAAAGCCCAAAAGCGGAAGAUUCGGCGGCCCUGCAUUCUGCCCUCUUUGCCCAGCUAAACCAGGGAGAGGCCAUCACUAAAGGCCUGAAGCAUGUCUCAGACAGCCAGAAGACCCACAAGAACCCAGGUCUGCGCUCUCAGCACGCUGUUCCGGCAUCUUCUCCGUCCAAGUCCCAAAGCCCCAGCGCUCUAGCCACGCGGGCGCCGGUCCAAAGUCAUCCUCCGCUGCUGCAGCUCGAGGGGAAGAAGUGGAGGGUGGAACACCAGAACCAGGCGCAUGACCUGGUCAUUUCAGAGACGGAGCUGCGGCAGGUCGUGUACAUCUUUAACUGCAGUAAUUCCACUCUGCAGAUCAAAGGGAAGGUCAACUCCAUCAUUGUGGACAACUGUAAAAAACUUGGCCUGGUGUUUGACAACGUGGUUGGCAUUGUAGAAGUCAUCAACUCCAGAGACAUUCAGUUGCAGGUGAUGGGCAGGGUGCCGACCAUCUCCAUCAACAAGACCGAGGGCUGCCACGUCUACCUGAGCCAGGAGGCCCUGGACUGCGAGAUCAUCAGUGCCAAAAGCUCCGAGAUGAACAUCCUGGUACCGCAUGGAGACGACUACAAAGAAUUCCCGGUUCCGGAGCAGUUCAAGACGGUUUGGGAUGGAUCUAAGUUGGUGACGGAGCCCACGGAGAUUGCUGGCUGAUCACCGCUCCAUCCUUGUCUUCU
Messenger RNA from Scleropages formosus (Asian bonytongue), 1873 nucleotides. It is a transcript of the gene cap2, whose product is annotated as cyclase associated actin cytoskeleton regulatory protein 2. Lineage: Eukaryota; Metazoa; Chordata; Actinopteri; Osteoglossiformes; Osteoglossidae. Gene Ontology annotation, cellular component: cytoplasm. The coding region runs from base 444 to 1850 and encodes 468 amino acids. The record is from RefSeq and is a predicted model, not a curated record. Gene Ontology annotation, molecular function: adenylate cyclase binding; actin binding. The transcript is spliced from 13 exons. Gene Ontology annotation, biological process: actin filament organization; cell morphogenesis; cytoskeleton organization.